ACCUGCCCGUCGACUCACUCAGACACACUAUCAUUUAUUAUAUUCCAAACAAAUAUGAAACUGUUGGUAGUUGCCGCGGUGCUCGGGGUGUGCUCGGCGGCACGCCUGGACAACGCCUACCUGCCGCCCAGAGGAGGGGCGGGCGCGGGCUACGGCGGCGGCGCCGGCGUCGGCGGCUUCAACGGACCCAACUUCGGUAGAGGAGGCGCGGGAAACUCGGCCUUCGGAAGCUCGGGGAGCUCCGGCUUCGGCGGUGGCGCCGGGUUCGGGGGAGCGGCCGCCGGGGGCGGCGCCGGGGCAGGCGCGGGCGCCUACCAAGGAAACUUCGGGGGCAGGAGUAACCCCGCCGACGCCAACGCGCAGAUCCUGCGGUACAACAACGAGGUGACGGCGGAGGGCUUCGCCUACGACUUCGAGACGUCCAACGGCAUCCGCGCCGACGCGUCGGGCGUCGCCACCAACGGCGUGCAGGCGCAAGGCUCGUUCUCGUACAAGGGCGACGACGGGCAGGACUACAGCAUCACGUACACGGCCGACGAGAACGGCUACCAGCCGCGCGGCGCGCACCUGCCCACGCCGCCGCCCAUCCCCGACGAGAUUCUCAAGUCGCUGGAGCAGAACGCGCGCGACGAGGCCGCCGGCAUCGUCGACGACGGCUCUUACCGCGGUGAGGGAGCCGCCGGCGCUGGUUCCGGUUCUGGAUACUCUGGCGCCGGUUCUGGUUCCGGAUACUCCGGCGCCGGCUCCGGAUCCGGUUACUCCGGUGCCCGCGGUUUCGGCGGCUCUACCGGCUCUGCUUUCGGUGGUUCGUCCGGCGGAUCAGCCUUCGGCGGUUCAACCGGUUUUGGAUCAUCCUCCUCGUUCGGCAACGCCGCGUCACGACAGUACCUGGCGCCCAACGCUGGCCGAGGAUCAGGGAACGGCAACUUCAACUCGCAAACCGGUUACCGAUACUAAAUGGAUCAUUGAUUGAACGAUGUUGAACCACUUGUUGAUGCGAUACUUGUCUGGAGCGGUGACGCACUGAUACCACCGAGCGAUGGUGAUCGUUUUGCGCACUGAAACUAAAGCUUAAGCAUUAAAUAUUAUUAUUUUGUUUUCUAUUCAAUUAACCAAGUUAGUCUUUUAUCUGAUCGUAAUAUUUUUUUUUAUUGUAUGUAUUUUGUUAUGUUUUCCAUUUCAUUUCUGCUCUUGCUAUAUUAGCCUCUUUGCUUUAGUUUUAAUUCCUUUUAAACGACACCAUUGCAUCACCAAUCUGGAAAUAUAUUAAUUUUUACGACAAACUGUCAGUUCCACAGGAAUGAUUGCAGAAUGAAGGUAGAUAAAGAAAUAUAUUCAGGUCGAACUAAUAGUUUGAAGCGUUCUCUAAGUUUAAAGAGAAAAGUGGCAACAUCUAUCAAUUUGUUCUUUGUUAUUUUAUUUAUAGCGAAAACGACUUAAAGCUGUGAAACGUUUAUGUGAUGCUUUGUAUAAAUGCUAGGCAGUAGGAACUUGGCUCUCCGCUGCCGUGCGCUCACUUUAAUACUCAAUUUGUCUGUUUACGUGUCCCCUCUUGCCUGUCAUUUCAUUAAUGAUCUCAUUAACAUUCGCUAAUUGCAUAUUUGUAAGUACCAACCAAUGUUUUGUUCCAACGGAAGGGCGUUAUGGGUAAAAUAACAUCUGUCAUGGCGGUAAAUCUAUUCGGAGCCUUACAACAUGGAAGAUAUUGUAGUGCACAAGUGUUUCCCAUCACAGGUGCACUGUAAAGAAUCUCCUUUAUUGUAUCCUCUCAUAGUUUGAUGGAUCAGUGGAUCAGGAUUCAAAAUGAAUCAAAGUGGAGUGAUUAAACAGUUAAAUUAUGAAGAGGUUGCUGAUGUGAUGAAAUAUUUGCUAUUUCCACAGCUGGUAAAAAUAUAAUGCGCUACUUUUUCGAUCGUUUUGUUGAGUUCGUUGUCUGUUCGACAAAUUCCAAAAGUUUUGGUACAAAUGGUCGACAUUUUAGCUUUAUGUUUGAGAAGUACGGGACAAGUUUUCGGUCUGCCUCAAAUAUUUACAAAAAUACCACCAAAAUGUCGACCAGCUUUUCAAUUAUCGAUAUAUUCGGUACUUACAGUUACGCCGUUAGCUUUCCCAUCUAAAGAUUUCCCUCGUUAAUACUUGUUAGUUGGUAAGGUUUAGUUUUUCUGUAAAUGGACAGUACUAGAGAGUAAGAAUUUAUGAAAAAUGUAUGAAAAAAAAUGCGAGCAAACAUGUACCUAGUUGUAGAGACGUGUAAAUAUAUGGUGUAACGAAUAAAUAUUAUACUUAAAGCAAUA
Messenger RNA from Bicyclus anynana (squinting bush brown), 2294 nucleotides. It is a transcript of the gene CPR15, whose product is annotated as pupal cuticle protein 36-like. Gene Ontology annotation, cellular component: chitin-based extracellular matrix. NCBI's taxonomy places the organism in Eukaryota, Metazoa, Arthropoda, Insecta, Lepidoptera, Nymphalidae. The record is from RefSeq and is a predicted model, not a curated record. The transcript has 3 exons. The coding region runs from base 55 to 957 and encodes 300 amino acids. Gene Ontology annotation, molecular function: structural constituent of chitin-based larval cuticle.